GAGAGGCAGGGAGGGUUAGAGAGGAAAGGAAAAAGGAGAUACAGAAGUAUGAGGAAAUGGCAUGUAAAAGAAAAAAAGCCAAAGUGGUAUGCCGUGACAGAGACACAGAGGAGGAGAGUGAAGAGACAAAGACGAAAAAAAACCCAGAAUGUGUGAGAGUGCAGGAGGAUGGGUGAGAGAGGGAGAUGAAAGCAUCAACACGAAAACCUGGAAAUGCUUCACCCUUGAUACUGUCGUGCUGUCUUCCCAUUUCACCUGAAGAGCACAGAUGCGCACUCAUACACACACACAAAUUAAUCAGGUCACACUUCUCUCUCCAACACAGGGUGAUAGCCUUUUCUCCCGAGCAACACACACACACACACACACACACACACACACACACACGAAGCAGGUAAACUGCUUCACCCGUCGCUUUCACAAACCCCACUUAUUUUAAAAAAAGAUUUAUUUUUUAAAUGCUGGAGUAACAGGGUUCAUUUUUCAGGGUCAAAUUCAAGUACUUUUUAAGCACUUUCAAAGCCCAUUUUCAAGCUUUUUCAAGCUUUAACUUUGCAUCACUUCAGUAAGACCAUGUAAAAAUUAAAACAAAUAAUCUCAGGUCGACUUAAAUGUCCUUUGUUCCCCUUUUGUAAAAACAGAGAAAAAUGCACCACACAAAAAUACUGAAAAAGGAAAUGGUUGCCUUAUAUGCAUAUAGUGCACAAACUCAAAAAACAUCAAGUUGUUAGAGAUAUUCAUCUCCACUUAAAAACACAACAACCCCACAAAACAAGAAAACUGCACCAAACUCCACAAUAAUACACAGCAAGGCCAAAUUAAUAAGUCUUAUGAUCAGAUAUUGAUCCUUCUUUCCUGUGUGACACAAAAAUAGGAGAUGGAUGUUUGUUUGUUUUUUUUAGUUAAGCACCCACGCCCCCGAAAAUGGGCGCAAAAGGGAGGAGAUCACAUUUAAUCGGUUAUAACACGAGGUCAGAAAUAUAAGUGCCGACAUGAGUAGUGUCACAGGUAAUAUCCAUAUUUUCAUAUAUGACUUAAAUGUGAACCAAAGCCUAUUUUCAAAGGUGUUCUAUGCUAUAAAAUACUUUUAAAAAUUAGGUGAGGGAAAUAAAAAUACAAUUUUUCUAUGACUCUUUGAGUCACAGUAACUUUGACAUAGUAACAUCUGCAGUAAUAUUUACACCUCUGAUGACAUCUCACAAAUGUUAGCUUUAUUUUGUUACCAAGACUGUUUACACAGAGUUUGUAAUUGCAGAGAAAUACUUCAUUUAUUUUGGUCAUUUCAUUUUCGAGUAGGAAGCUCACCCUUUUUGUUAUACCCUUGAGAUGAACAGAGUUUUUUUAAUUAAAUACAUAUUCUUUAAAUAAUGUUCCCUUUUAUAAAAAGUAGGACAAUAAUAAAAAAAAACCAUUUAUUAUAGCUACGUGGAAAAAAAAAAAAAACCUGUCUUGUUUUCUGUUGUCUGUUAUAUAAUAUUAGGGAUGUUCAUGACAAUGAAUUUCUUAAUCGAAUGGACUAACCAACUAAUCUAAAACUAAGAAACACUGAAAUUUUAAGUUAAGUUUGAAAACGGUUUAAAAAAAAAUACCCCAUUCCAAAAUGCCUUGUGACAAUCUCAUUGGCUCACGGAGUGAUGAUGAUAAAAGGACACUUUUAGAGUCUUUGAUCCUUUGAAGUUUUUUCCAUAAAUAGGGGUGAGAAACAGCAAUUUUCAGUUCGUUUCUUCGCAGCAUUUGUGUUUGCAGCCAUCAAACGUUCACCACAGAAACUUUUGGAAAGCUUUUCAGAGUCAUUGUAUAUGAACUCCAACAUGUUUCUAAGACAACACCAAGCAAGUCAAAAAGAUUACGCCGCCUCUCCUUCCUGGCGUGGCCGGCCAAUUUCCCCAAAUGGUGCCUCAUCCUUCCAAAGAGCACUGCAGGACAGUAAGAAGGAAAACUACAAUCUCCAGAAAAAAAUUCAACAACUUGAAGAAGAGAAACUUCAACUGGAGCAGAGGUGCAAACAAAUGGAAGCCCAAAAUCAAGUCCUGGAAGAAAGACAACAGCGCCAGCCUGACAUAAAACUUAUUAAUGAGGGCUGGGGAAUUAAGUUUGGACAGGCCAGGGAGCAGAUUGUGUUUCUCAUUAGAGAAAACAAGCAAAAGAGCAGGGAACUAAAAAAAAUGUCCGACCAGCUUCAAGACAGGAAAGCGACGAUUGAUGAGAUACAAUGGGAACUCCAAAACAUGGACCAAAGAAAUAUGCUGCUCCAAAGACAGCGCGAUGAAGCUGUGGAAAAAAAUAAAGAAAUCCUGCAACAGAAGGAAGAACAGGACAAAAAGCAAAGAGACAUGCAGCACGAACUUAAAGGCAUGCAGGAAAAAUACAGAAGCCUGAAAGUAAGCUUGGAUCAAACACUGCGCCAAAAUAAAGACCUUCUUCAAGAGAAAGACCAACAGGAAGAAAAACUGAAAGAAGGAAAACGUAUUGUCCAGGACUUUGAGUCUAAAAAUCUAAAACUGCAAGGAUUCUGUAGUGAACUGAAGGUCAAAACAAGUGAGCUGGAAGGAGAAAAGGCAAAACUGGAAAGACAAUGCUCACAGAUGCAGAAAAGAAUUGAUCAAAUGGCGAGAAACAACUCUGAGCUCAUUAAGGGGAUACUGUUGGAAUUCAAUAACUUGAAGCGUGAAAACACUCAAAUGCAGGCACAAAAGCAACAACAAGACAAAAUACAUGAAGACCUGCAGCUCACGCUUCAAGAAAUCCAGAGUAGAAAUACGCAGUUAGAAGACAUGCACAAAGAAGUUCAACAGAGAAAUGCAGACAUGCACAAGGACAAGCUAAUGCAGGAGGCAACAUCCAAACAACUCAAAGACAAGCUUGAAGAAAAACAAGCAACAUUGGAACAGGUGGAAAAAAGAUGCAACAAACUUGAGAAGCAAAACGCAGAAACGAUCGAUGAGUUAAGAACCCUCAUCCUGGAAAAAAAAGCCCUUGUGGAAAAGUGCAUGAAAAAAAAGAAGACAAAAUUCUUCCGCUUGUUCUGGAGGAGGGACGCUACCGCUUCCUCACCUGAUGCAGCCUCAUCUUGCUCCACCUCUGUUCACCCCCCCCAACCAGUCCCGGCAGUUGACUGUCCCCUCCUGAGCCUGGUUCUGCCGGAGGUUUCUGCCCGUUAAAAGGCAGUUUUUCCUCCCCACUGUCGCCUAGUGCUUGCUCAGAGGGGAUUUGUUGGGGUUUUCUCUCCUCAACCUUGUUUCUUUAUUUACUUGUUUAACUUUUAGUUCUUACCUCAUUUUAGCUUGUUUCUUUAUUUACUUGUUUAACUUUUUGUUCUUACUUCGUUUUACCUCGUUUCUUUAUUUACUUGUUUAACUUUUAGUUCUUACCUCAUUUUAGCUUGUUUCUUUAUUUACUUGUUUAACUUUUUGUUCUUACUUCGUUUUACCUCGUUUCUUUAUUUACUUGUUUAACUUUUAGUUCUUACCUCAUUUUAGCUUGUUUCUUUAUUUACUUGUUUAACUUUUUGUUCUUACUUCGUU
Molecule: messenger RNA, 3524 nt
Organism: Oreochromis niloticus (Nile tilapia)
Lineage: Eukaryota; Metazoa; Chordata; Actinopteri; Cichliformes; Cichlidae
Product: trichohyalin-like
Exons: 1
Coding region: 1800-3161 (453 amino acids)
Source: RefSeq, a predicted model, not a curated record